This is a messenger RNA of Octopus sinensis (East Asian common octopus), 606 nucleotides long. RefSeq lists its product as uncharacterized. Bases 180 to 518 code for a protein of 112 amino acids. The record is from RefSeq and is a predicted model, not a curated record. The transcript is spliced from 2 exons. NCBI's taxonomy places the organism in Eukaryota, Metazoa, Mollusca, Cephalopoda, Octopoda, Octopodidae.
UGGGAUGUUUUUGCUACUUCCUGUUGUUGCAAAUACCAGUGACAUGUAAGAAAGCUGAGUGAAUUCUUCAUUGAUAAAGUUUUUCCUUUCCCACUGUAGCUUCCAUACAGUAUUCCAUUUGUUUCCUUGCUUCCAAUCAGUUUGAAACGAAAUAUCAUUUUCCAAAUCUAAUAAGAAACAUGGCAGAUAAUCUCAAAGGAAAAGGGUUAUUACUCUCUGCCACAGCAAGCAUUGAUAUUGAUGCUGCUGCGACUGCUGAUGCCAAUGAUGAAGGACGAAAAAACAGAACUACAGAAGCUGCUAGGAAAAAUGAGUCUGAACCUGUCAUAGCUGCUGAUCUGACAAGAUAUGCAACGCCAUUAGCACUGCUAAAUGGCUAUGGAAAAGAAAUGUCAAGGCAGAAGGAAGCUUUGACUAAAAAACCUAAUAGUGAUGGAGUUAUUAUUGCAGCAGACCUUACGAAAUACAAUAACCCACUGGACAAUGAGAAAAUGGAAGAAAUGACUCCAUUGAAAUAAAUGUCUGCUCAUAGCUUUUAUUUUUAUACAAUAGCUUCAGUUAGUUAGAACAAUUACACACACACACAUAUACACACACACACACACA